AGUUGUUUACAUGUGCCAAAAACAAAUUUGCAAAAAAAACCUCACAGUCCGAAGCAGAAACGUUCCAUAUCCUUUGUUUUAUAGAAAAACUCCUGGUUUUAACCCAAUUAACAAAUGCGUGAUUUAUUUAAAACUUUGGAAGUACUAAAAUUGGAAUCAACCAUGGAAUAUUGCGAGGAAUUUAAUGGCAUCAAGUCCGUAUUGGAGUAUUGCAACAAAAAUGUUAAGCCAUUCAAUAAACUAUUCUUUCGCGGAGGUAAUGAAGCAGUCAUCAAUGAAUUGGUGCGGCGUUUACAAGAUUAUUUGGUGGAUGUCGAAUUGGUGGACAAAGAAACAAAACAACCCUUACCAGAUAAAUCAACAAAGCUGAGAAAAAUCCUAAUGUUUCUCAUGUUCAAUACGGACGCCACAUACAAGUACAACCUGAAAGAUGAUCAGAAUAUAGUGCAUGUUUUGGAAAUUUGUCCACUACUGCCCAAGUUUAUGCUUGUGACUUUGGUGUGGGAGUUACACUUGGAUCAAUUUUUCAAUGAAAUGCUAUCGUAUUCACCUUGUUGGUUUUCAUUUCAAUACUUUGAGCCAGCCACCGAUUCGCUGAAGUAUAUAGACGAUGCUUUUGAAGUUCUAUCCAAGGUGGCUCAAUUACUAAGGUCCAUAUUGAUUUCAAUUACCCGCUCCGAUUUGCGGGUCAUGGAUAGUGUGGAUACAAAAAUUAUUUUCAACAAGCUCUAUGACUAUGCCAUGAACAUGCUUAGGCUUUUCUAUACACCUGAUGCCGAGAAAUUCAAGGGCUUCAGCAAGAAAAAGAUGUACAAGUAUUCGGGAUUUGCUUUGAAAUAUUUGCUGGAACUUGUUCUGUACUCCUUUGAUGUUUAUGAAAACUCGCUGGCCUGCAAACCGCUGGAAGGUUGGAAGGAGUAUGAUAUCUGUUCCCAACCCGACAAGAGAGUCGAAGAAAAAUCCUCCAAAGACUUGGCAGAUUUGAAAAAGCAACAAUUGAAAAUCAUCACAGCCCUACUGAAUGCCUUGCAAAAUAACAUACUUUUGGUUAAAAUCGAUAUUUUCAUAUAUUGGGUGGAAAUUGACUUGAACGCAAAACAAAAUCUGCAGGAGGUGGUGGGCGAAAUGGCAUACCGAGUGGGCGAAAGAAUGUUGGAGAACAAGGCCUUUGGCCAUGAUGUGCAGCAGCAGCUGAAGGUCAUUGAAAUAAGGCCCAAGACCUUGGAGGAAAUCGUACAAGAAGCCAGAAUAGGGGACAUUUUGAAUGCCUUGGACGACAACAAAUUAGAGUAUAAAGAGCGCAAGGCUUGGUUUGAUGAACUCGUUAAUCGCACCUCAGUGGCCUUGGGCAAUGACGAGUGUAUGCAGUGCAUAAAACAGAAUAUAAAGCUCAUGCGUGUGGAACACUGCCAGCAAAUAUUGGACUUUAUAAAAAUGGAAAUAAUACGAAACCAUGCGGAGGAGCUCAACGACGAAUCUGAGAUGGACAAAAAACUAGAUAUUCAAGACAUGGAUUUGGAUCCCGAAGACUAUGAAGAGUUGUCCGAGUUAGUAAUGCUGGCAUUGCAUAACUUUAGUGUGGAGCAAAUUUUAAGCGUACUCAGCUAUCAGUGCAAACUAUUUGGCUAUGAUACCAGUCUAUUUUCACGUGCCGAUAUUGCCAAUAGAAGUACGGAAUUUUUCAAUAAAUGCACGGGCGAUUCUUCAUCAUUCGAUGUGCAACAUUUUCUCAUGCUGACCUUUGAGCAGCCGCAGUUGGUGUGGCAAAAUUUCUUUGAAUGCGCCUGCCACAAUAUGGAACACAUUGUCAACUAUACCAACACUGUCAAACAAUGCCGGCCUUUGUCGAAUAAUUACUUUCAACCCCAACUGUUGGUUGCCUUCAAUGAUUUGUCUUGUUUGGAGCAACGCUAUUUUCCAGCUUUACUGUGUGAGAUUUACUUUUGCCUCUAUUAUCCGGAUAAUAAAACCGACUUCCUCAAGAAGAUUAUCCAUAAGCAUGUCAAUGAGUUUUUGGAUAAUCAACAAUUUACCUAUUUGCUGCCAUUGGUGAAAUGUUUGAAUUUGAUCAACUCCUAUGGGGAGACACAAUCGAAUAAGCCUUUAAAUUUUGGUGAAAUAACAGCACCGGUGCUCCUAAUGGCCGCUCAAAUAAUGGACAAGGCAAGGUGGGAUUUGAUAACCUACACAGAUGUACGCGACGAGAUUGUAAGGGAGUGCAUACAGUUUAUUCAAAAGACUUCGAAGAAAUUCCUACCAAAUGCCACAGAGAAAGAUCGCAAAUGGAUAACUAAGGUCAUCAAGGAUUCAUACAAACCACUGACACAGUUUUAUUUUCAAAAAUAUUCCAUGACACCAGAUCAAAUUCCCGUUGAAUUUGAUCGAUUCCUAAUAAGGCUAGAUAUUGAAGAUAAAUCGGAAGCUGAAAUGUUUUUAAUCAUCAACUAUGUCCGUUGUACCAUGAAGGAAACCGAAUGGUUGGCACGCAGCGAACGUCUUCUACCUCAUAUUUCAGAUGUCAUGAUCAUCUUGAGUGGUGUUGUCAAUGAAACUGAAAACUCCAAUGCCAUCAAUAACUAUCGCCAUUGUUUGGCCAAUUAUGCCAAUAUCGUGGAACGUUUUCUUCUCCCCCAAAUCGAGGAUGAUAAUAAGAAUAUUGAAAAGCUGGAAAUUAAAGUUUUGAAAAUUAUAUCCUCAGCACCCGAACAAAUUUACGAAGAGACAUUUAUGAGCUUCGAAUCGCUGCUCUUGGAUAUUGUUAAGAAGUGUGGCCGACCAUUGGAGGAGAGUAUUUCCAAGAAUAUACUCAAAUUUGUGGAAACUAUGAAAGAGUGUAGUGCCAAACAAAUAUUUACUGACAAAUUUAGGGCUUUGGUCACAGAAAUGUCCUAAAUAGAGAGAAAAUAUGCUCACUACAGCUGCUUUAUAAUACUAUAAUAUUGUGAUUAUGCCAUUUGAAAUAUUUUAUAUUAAAAAACUCCAUGGCAUUACUUACUUUGCGAAAUAGAAGUAUUUGAAUUUAUUUCUUGUUUUGUUUA
Molecule: messenger RNA, 3038 nt
Organism: Stomoxys calcitrans (stable fly)
Lineage: Eukaryota; Metazoa; Arthropoda; Insecta; Diptera; Muscidae
Exons: 4
Coding region: 115-2892 (925 amino acids)
Source: RefSeq, a predicted model, not a curated record